This is a messenger RNA of Bombyx mandarina (wild silkworm), 814 nucleotides long. Its product is annotated as transmembrane protease serine 3. NCBI's taxonomy places the organism in Eukaryota, Metazoa, Arthropoda, Insecta, Lepidoptera, Bombycidae. The record is from RefSeq and is a predicted model, not a curated record. Gene Ontology annotation, molecular function: serine-type endopeptidase activity. Gene Ontology annotation, biological process: proteolysis.
AUGGGUAUAGCUACGAUGAAUCUAAUGUUAUAUUUCGUUUUGCAAACCGUAAAUAUUGUGGUUUGCACGAAAUCACUGCGCACAGGCAGAGAUGCGUUAGAAGAUGAGUACCCGUACGUUGUGACGGUCGAGUUAAAACUCACGAAUACUACGACGAACGCUCUGCUGUGCUCGGGGUGCGUGCUGACACCGACCUGGACCCUCACCACCGCGCGCUGCGUCUCCAAAACCGAAGACUUGCUAAUCCAGGAUCCGAAGAUGUCAUGGGUGGUGUACUAUGGACUCACGCAGAAACCUCCCCAGGACACCGCCAUCGCGAUCCUUUCCGGAAUAGUCCACCCCAGAUAUGCCGCGUCACCGAGAAUGCUUCACAACGACAUCGGCCUUCUGCGCACCGAUCCCGUCACCCUUAAACAGUUCGCGAAAUUGAGCGCCGUGGACAUGUUCUCUAUGAACGGUUACGAAGUUGAGCUAAUAGGCUUCAAGUCGACCAAUGAUACCAGUGGAAAAUUGAAGAGAACCCUACAGAUUUCGUCGGUUGUGGUGAAGACUUGUGAAGGCACCGUUACUUAUCCGGGGAUGUGUUUGGCUCGGUCCUGCUCGCUGACCGACGCCUGUCACCAGGAAACUGGAGGUAUAGCCGUCCACAGCACCGGGGUCAUAGCACUCCUGGCCAGUGGACGCAAGAGGGACUGCUUGGAGAACAAUGAGAGACAGCAGGCCUAUCAAAUUGAGACGAUGACUUCAAUUAUGCCUUAUAUAGAUUGGAUUCAUACUCAUAUCAAGAGCUAAUAGUAGCUAGUGUAAGACGGUG